This is a messenger RNA of Cyclocybe aegerita, 1761 nucleotides long. NCBI's taxonomy places the organism in Eukaryota, Fungi, Basidiomycota, Agaricomycetes, Agaricales, Hemipholiotaceae. The record is from the annotation of a GenBank genome assembly.
AUGAAGCUCUUCUACAUCAAGGCAGCACUGCUCAAUACAAUGCUACUCUCCUUUGUGGAUGAUGGGACCAUUUUGGCCCAAUCCAAACAACUCGAUGAUAAUAAUGUGGGCCUGUACACCUAUAAUCCCUCGCUGGAUUUGGGGUAUGCCCUGCACACCGGCACUUCGCCUUUGAAGCCCAAGACCUAUUGGAGGUACUUGGGUUUCUACUUUGACCACAGGCUCACGUUCCAUGAGCAUGUUCGCUACUAUGCCACCAAGGCAUUCACCACUGUGCAGGCCAUCGGUGCCUCCUCUAUAGAUUGUGUGGUUCCCAUUGCCACAUACGGUUAUUGUCUCUGGUACUUCAAUGGCGCCCGUAAUAAAGGUGCCAUGAACCAGCUAAAAUGGAUGCAGCGGAAAGCUGCUCUAUGGAUCAUGGGUGCAUUCCGCACCUCACCUACAGGCAGUCUUGAGGCUUUGGCAGGUCUCAUCCCCGUCCACCUUAUGCUGAAGAAGUUGGCAACGCGAGCAGUGUACCACGUCGCCACACUCUCGGACACUCACCCUCUCCGCUCUAUGAUGGGCGAGGGACUUCUCAAGCGGGCUGAACCCCAUGCCCGUUCUGCUGCUUUGAUGACCCCAGCUAUGCUGGGGAAAGUCAAGAGCACUGUCAUGGAGGUGGACGAACACAUCCACACCUUAACUGAGAGCUUCAAGCCCUUUGCGCCUGAAGCUCGCCCAGGUGAUCGGUUAUUGGACCGCUAUGCAGACCGUCUCCACUUUGACAAGCGCAAUCCUCCUCAGGAUAGGCACCCAUAUCUAGAUGAGCUCAUCGCUAAUGCAAGGGCUGACCCUCUUACAGCACUGGCAGCAACCAAUGGCUCUGUCCCUCAGUCCAACCAGUAUCAGGCCGCCUCGGCUGCCAUCAUCUACAAGGGACAUCGCGAGCUCGAGAGGACUCACUAUGUCUCUGGCAGAGUUACUGCCCCUGAUGCAGAACUCAAUGCCAUCACAUGUGCAGUGCACCUUGCUGUCAAGCAGGCAAACUGCCAACAUAUCAUGGUCUUUACUGACUCUAUGGGCUUGGCCCAUAAAGCAGUCGACCCAUCUGUGCACUCUGGUCAGGCUUUUAGCUUGUCGGUCUGCCGUGCUCUCCAAGAGUGGUUCGAGGCGGAUGAUCUCCGCUGCAUCACCUUCAUUUAUGUUCCAUCUGCUCUGCGGUGGGAUAUCCAUGGUGAAGCACAUAAGUACGUCACCAAACUCAAAGUCAGGGUUGGACGUUGCAAGAUGGACAAUUCUAUAGACGCGCUGCGCUCCCAAGCUGCGCACUCAGUCCUGGAUUCGUGGAGUUCCACUUUCCAGGAUCCAACCUACCGGGGCUCUGAGUUUUUAGAGCUUCAGUGGCCUGAUGGGCGGCCGAUCCAGCCAUCCUACCUCAAUGGGGGACCUUGGCUUUCAACCUUCAGACACAGUAUCACUGAGUUCACUCGCGUCUGCCAGUGUAUAACUGGCCAUGCGCCCAUUGGAGCGUACUACCAUCGCUUCAAGAUCAAUAAGCCUCACAGCUGCACUUGCGGGGCUGCUUUCCAGUCUCACCAGCACAUCCUCUUUUGCUGUUGUGAUAGAUAUUCUGUACACUAUCCCCAUUUUCUCAGGGAUAUUGCAUUGUUUAUGAAGUACAACCCUAAGGCGUUUGGCUUCAACCGUGACCCUUCGGGUGUUGGAUCAUUGCUGCGGGUGGGGUUAUUCCUCCUUUUGGAGGAUUUAUCAGUGAAUUGA